CGCUGUCUCUCCGAUGGCAGCCACUACUGGGGCCAUGGCCAAGCACGAGCAGAUCCUGGUCCUCGACCCGCCCACAGACCUCAAAUUUAAAUGCCCCUUCACAGAUGUAGUCACUACAAACCUUAAACUUCGAAAUCCAUCAGACAGAAAAGUAUGUUUCAAAGUGAAGACAACAGCACUUUGUCGGUACUGUGUGAGGCCGAACAGUGGAAUUAUUGAACCAGGGUUGACUGUAACUGUUUCAGUAAUGCUACAGCCUUUUGACUACGAUCCAAAUGAGAAGAGUAAACACAAGUUCAUGGUACAGAUAAUGAUUUUUGCUCCAACAAACACUUCAGAUAUGGAUGCUGUGUGGAAAGAAGCAAAACCUGAUGAACUGAUGGAUUCUAAAUUGAGAUGUAUAUUUGAAAUGCCCACUGAAAAUGAUAAAUUGGUUGAUAUGGAGGCUCCUAAACCUCAUCCAAAAACAGAUGGAACCCUGAUAAAGCAGCAUAGUAGUCUUUCACUCAAUGAUACUGAAACAAAAAAACUAAUGGAAGAAUGUAAAAGACUUCAAGGAGAAAUGAUGAAAUUAUCGGAAGAAAAUCGACACCUGAGGGAUGAAGGUUUAAAGCUCAGAAAGGUAUCACAGAUUGAAAAACCAAGCUCAAACGUGAUUCCUUCACUUCUUGUUGUAAUUGCAGCCAUUUUCAUUGGAUUCUUUUUAGGGAAAUUCAUCUUGUAGAGUGAAGCAUGCAGAGUGCUGUUUCCUUUUUUUUCUUGACCAGAAAAAGAUUUGUUUACCUAUCAUUUCAUUGGUAGUAUGGCCCACAGUGACCAUUUUUUUUGUGUACAGCGUCAUAAUAGGCUUUGCCUUUAAUGAUCUCUCACUGUUAGAAAACACAAUAAAAACAAACUGUUCAGCUACUGGACAAAUUGUAUAUUAUCAGAUCAUCAAUAGGAGGUGUCAGUUGCACAUUCAAUCCUUUAUGAAAUUCAUAAAUAAAGAAUUAUUCUUUCUUUGUGGUUUUAAUAAGAGUUCAAGAAUUGUUCAGUCUUGUAAAUGUUAUUUUAAUAAUCCCUUUAAAUUUUAUCUGUUGCUGUUACCUCUUGAAAUAUGAUUUAUUUAGAUUGCUAAUCCCACUCAUUCAGGAAUAUGCCAAGAGGUAUUCUGUGGGGAAAUGGUGCCUCUUACAGUGUAAAUUUUCUCCUUUACCUUUGCUAAUAUCAUGGCAGAAUUUUUCUUAUCCCUUGUGAGGCAGUUGUUGACUGAGUUUUUCAUCCUUACAAUCCUGUCCCAUGGUAUUUAACAUAAAAAAAUAAAACUGUUAACAGAUAAAAAAAAAGA
Molecule: messenger RNA, 1327 nt
Organism: Monodelphis domestica (gray short-tailed opossum)
Lineage: Eukaryota; Metazoa; Chordata; Mammalia; Didelphimorphia; Didelphidae
Source: RefSeq, a predicted model, not a curated record